Molecule: messenger RNA, 411 nt
Organism: Trichomonas vaginalis G3
Lineage: Eukaryota; Parabasalia; Trichomonadida; Trichomonadidae
Product: phage tail repeat-like family
Exons: 1
Coding region: 1-411 (136 amino acids)
Source: RefSeq, a predicted model, not a curated record
AUGAACUCAACAAAUCCGGCAAGUGUUUUAGGUUUUGGUACGUGGAAGCAGAUUGUAGAUAAAUUCUUAUACUGUGCUAACUCUUCAAAGCAAACAGGAGGUUCAAAGAAAAUAGGUAUUGAAAACCUUCCUUCACAUAUGCAUAAGUUCAGUGGAACAACAUCUGUAGAAGGAAAUCAUUCACAUUCAAUAACAAAAAGAGGUUAUACAAAUCUUGCAGCAGGUUCGGAUAGACAGGGAAUGCAUAGAUAUGAUAUUUCAAGUGACCCAGUAGAUUCAAGCACAGGUAUUUUCUGUGGAACUGCAGGAAAUCAUACACAUGUUGUAGCUGGUAUUACAGACCCAGCAGGUUCGGGUGCAGAUUAUAUGCCUCCAUUUAUGACUGUAUUCGCAUGGUACCGAGUUCAAUGA